CAGGUCAGCGUUAGGUGACAACAUUGGUGAACGGUUUCCUAAAGAGUCGGGUUCGGGAUGCUGCGCGGAUAAGGAUAAGGCGGUAACAGAGACACAAAACAUACCUUUGUAAGAGGAGAUCAAGAUCGGCACGGGCGAUGGUGACCGUGUCAGAAGAGGACGACAUUUUGACGAGAACUCAGAAUCGCAGACUGAGGGUAUCGGGAGCUUGUAAAGCGCAGAACCAAAAUAUUUAAAUAAAGUAUUGGUUGGUGGAAGCUGCCCGCGCCAUGAUAUGGACCCUGCUGCGAGCUCUUUCCUUUUCAUCCAAUUCAAAGUGAACUGACUUUCCCACUGGGAGCAGCCUCCAGCUCUCUCCCAAUCGCACGCUUAUCUUCACGUGUGCGGUGUGAAAUGAUGCAGCCAGCUGCUUCCCAAUUGCUCACCAUCUCCGGGCUUAGCGUCAAAGUAUCCCGCCAUGGCCACCGCUUUUUGGCCUCUCUGUUGUCUUUGGGCCUGCAAAUGAUGCCAUGAGGCUGGCUGGAUGUCCCGUCAUACGGCUGUCAGUGACAGGAACAGCAUGACUGACAGCUGCAACCACUUGCGCCAUCCAGUGCCGUACAGGAGCAGAGGCACAACGAUUCCUGAUAUUGCCUCUUCACUCCGAAGCCACUGAUCCAGCGCUCGGCCAUUGCUUGGUCUCAAGUGCGAUGUCCGGACGGCGGGGUUUUGGGCGGCGAAGUUUCAUCAGGAAAAGACAUCUCUAUCAUGCUGCCGGUACUCGAGCGUUGCACGGCCAACACUUCAACAGCCAACGUGCAGAGAAGAGGUGCGGAGAUGCGAGGUCGAUGGCCGACAGACCACCGACUGGCUGGUCCCCACAGUUUAAGCAUCUUGGCGAUGGUGGUCGAUCUGCGGUGGAAACAGCAAGAAGAUAUACCGGCAUACGGCCAAUUGUCACCGGCGAAGGAGAGAUCACCUUGGGUAUUUAUGCGGUUACGAUGUUGAACACAACGAUCAGGAUAUUUUUAGCCGUGCACCUGGACACGAAGCCAGGAUACGAAGGAGCAUAAAAAAGAGCCAGGGUUGAGUGGGUAACGCGGUCUCCUGUUCUGUCGACGCCACUUCAGGGCUCCCGCUAAGCCCGAUGCUGCAAUGCUGUUAAUUGGUUGCAGCAUCGAGUGGAGUCGCUCGCUCGCCGGCCUGUCGUUGGUCGUGGAAUGCACGCAAAGCCUGGAACUCCAACCCUCGACUUUCUCAUUCCAGCCGCCUCCCAACUCCAUCGUGCCUUGAAAGCGCUGCCUUUUUUUUUUUGGCUUGUUCCAUCGUUUUCUGUUCCUUGGGCAACCGGAACCGCACACUCGCUUUUCUGAACGCUCGCUACUUUUGUUGUCUAGCUGUCCCAAGUGACGCCUACUCUCGCUGAACCUUCACGCACAUACCCUUCCUGGCCAACCCUCGUUACUUUUACUCCACGCCCGUUUCGCGCGGGUCUCAUUUUCGGCCAAACCGCCAAUAGGGGUUACCCGCCGUGGCCCAGCAAGCAAACGCCCCUGUACCACUUUGAGAGAGACACCUGACGUGAACACCGGCACAAACACCACUGCGACCGAGCCUUUUCUCCGACGUUGAACAGACAUCUUUACUUUCGCUUCCCUCUUCUCGGUACCUGGUCGACCUGGUCGCCUGCCCCUCGAGCAUUUUCAGACGCGAUCGAUCCAAGUUGGUCAACAUGAAGUUUUCGUCGGCUGUUGCCCUCCUGGGCCUCUCCUCUUCAGUCUCCGCGCUCGCAUGGCCCGGUUUCUUGCCAGAACUUGACAGUCUGGUGGUAAGGCAGAACAGUGAUGAAACGACCAACUCCCCGAAGCCAACAAACACACCCUCGAGCAAUGACAACAACAACGAAGAGGAGGAAGAGAAGACCACAACGGGCCCAGCCACACCACUCAGGACAAACCUCAACACAGCCGGCAUUUCGCAAUCGGGCAAGGCCACAGGCAGCGCAGCACCGAAUGGCACCACUUCCGGCAAGCCCCGCCAAACUGAAUUCAAUCCACAAGACCCAGCUGGCGCCGUCGUCAUGAUCACCCCUUCGGUUAUGGAAGGCUACCAGCUGUAUAAGAUUGGCGACUACAUCACCUGGGCCUGGAACUACACCAACCUGCAAGGAACUCCCACCGCCAUCGACGUGCUUGUUACCAACACCGUAGCCAAGCAGACGUGGACCCUCACCCAGAACAUGACGUUUCAGGAGCAAGGAAGUUACACUUGGGACACGGGCGCAUACGACCGGACAGCCGUGGCGUCUCCUCUGUUGGUGGAACAGUACACCCUCAUCAUCCACGAUUCUGACUCGGAGCCCACUGGCCCGGCACCUGCGGGCAUGCUUGCGCCCUUCAACAGCUUCAAAUUCGGAUUAUACACCCCCAAGGUCUAUACCCCCAUCAGCGACGGCUGGAAAUGCGCCUCUUGCAAUGGUGCGGGUGGCAUGUCGAUUGACAGCAAGGCCGUGGCUGCCGCGGGCGUGAUGAGUGUGAUCACAGUAUUGAGCUUCACGUGGUUCGUGGCUGGGUUUGGUGGGUUGAUGUAGAUGUGUCUGUAAUUGAUCUGAAAAUGGUUGAUUUCGUCACGUCGUACAGUGGGAGGAGCAAAAGAAUAAAAUGAAAAGGGGGGCGAGAUCUACAGUGCUGUAAAGUCUUUUCCAAAAGAGGUGAGGAAUACUUACGCUUAAUAUGGGAAGACAGAAAAGUGUAAUUUGGUUGGCUGUUUACUUUUUCUGUCUUUGGCACAAAGAAUUGGUUCUAUUUUUCGGGGCUGGGGGCGUUGGCUAGAAACAUGUUUUUCGGUACGCUUGAUUUGGUUUCGAAAAAGUCGAAAGCAGAAGCGGCAGAGCGGUUGAGUUGUUGACUAAGGGGAUGGAUUUCUCAUUUUCACCUGUAUCUGUUUUUUUGGACAUCUCACACACAUUCAUGGCGAGCUUUUUCCGGAAAGAUGACGACUUUCAUGCAUACAUACAUAUAUUUCAGGUAGCUUUAAUGACGAAGGGUAUAUCUUGACUUUUCUGUCUUGUUGGUCUUCUUGAUAUUGCAUUAUAUAUACAGUUGCCCCCUUUCCACGGCUUUUUGGUAUCCAUGUGUCGCAGUCUAUGUUCAUUAGUUGCUAUUACAUCAC
Messenger RNA from Podospora pseudopauciseta, 3150 nucleotides. RefSeq lists its product as uncharacterized. NCBI's taxonomy places the organism in Eukaryota, Fungi, Ascomycota, Sordariomycetes, Sordariales, Podosporaceae. Bases 1712 to 2569 code for a protein of 285 amino acids. The record is from RefSeq and is a predicted model, not a curated record. The transcript is spliced from 3 exons.